GGUACUGAAAGUGGCAGCCAGUAGGUGACACGGAUCUAUCCGAUGACUCGAAGUGGCAGCCCGGAGGUCCAGAUAUAAAUGCCCUCCAGACGGCGCAGAUGGAUGGCUCCGAAGCCAAGAAAAUAACGUUUAUAAUGACGGAAGUCCACAUCAUCGCCACACUGCGCCCUGUUGUCGGAAAAGAAAACCAGCUCCGAGAUAGACUUUUUCGGACAGCAGGGAAGGUGACUCGCGAGGAGCCGGACUGUCUAACUUUCCUGUUGACGGAGACUCGGGAUCCCCGCGAGGGCGUGGUGUUCAAGGUGAUCGAGAGGUGGACCAGUCAAGAAGCCCUGACGCGACACCAUGACCGAGAUUGGCUGCAGGAGAUGUACCGGGCCUUCGAGGACGAGUAGCUACUGGUGGAACCGGAGCAUAUCGAGUAUCUCAGUUUGAUCUCGGGAUUUGCAGCUCGUUAGGUAGCGUUAUGAACUGGGUCAGCCCUUGUUGCGCAGAGCGCUGCUGAGCAGCCCGUCGGGCUGCCGACUUCUUUUAAUGAGCGAUACAAUCCGCCCACUCUGGCAGGAGGCUGGGUUGCUCUGCGUAGUGUGGUGCAUGUAGAGUGACCAUUAACUGCAUCGCUAUGACGGCCCGGGUCGGAUGGAGGUCCUCAGUGGCCUUUGUGACGGUGGUUGUGUGCGUUGCUGUAUUCACCGACGUGUUUCUAGAAAUACGGGUUGAUUGUGCCAAUACUGCCUUUUAUCUUGCAUGAGCGGAUUGGACUUCCUGAGAAUAGGGUCCAACGAUGGUCGUCGAUCCUCCUCGCAUCCUAUGGUGGUUCCAUCCUGUUUGGAUCGU
Aspergillus campestris IBT 28561 is the source of this 837-nucleotide messenger RNA. Its product is annotated as putative quinol monooxygenase. The transcript is spliced from 3 exons. Bases 99 to 395 code for a protein of 98 amino acids. The record is from RefSeq and is a predicted model, not a curated record. NCBI's taxonomy places the organism in Eukaryota, Fungi, Ascomycota, Eurotiomycetes, Eurotiales, Aspergillaceae.